GAGCAAAAAAAGUAUUAUGCCCUUUUACUGGACUUAUUGCAAAAUAUAAAGAUUCUAAAACUGGUAUACCAUAUGCAAAUGUAGAAGCAUAUAGUAGAAUUCAAAAAUUAUUACAACAUAAAUAUAUUUGGUCAGAAGCACAUAGUGCGUACAUAAACGAUGUAAAUCAAAAACCGGCUGAAGGUACACCUGAUGGUUUUCAAGCU
Messenger RNA from Racocetra fulgida, 206 nucleotides. NCBI's taxonomy places the organism in Eukaryota, Fungi, Glomeromycota, Glomeromycetes, Diversisporales, Gigasporaceae. The record is from the annotation of a GenBank genome assembly.